GAUUCUGUGGGUGGGAAUAACCCUUGGAGUUAAAAAAAUCACGUGCGUAAGAUCAAAGCAAUGCCGCUUUGUCAUGUUGGAAAGAGAGUGGAAAACCAGUGAGGGAGGGGGGUGUGCAGAGGCACAGUACUGGUGAGAAGGCGGGGAGUACUGAGACAGAGUACUGGUGGUAAGAAGUACAGCAGUCCCGAAAGGGAAGCUCUCCGAACCGUUGCUGGGAUUGGGAGUUGCAGCAGGCGUGCACUACAGCAGUCUCAUGUGCGAGUUAGGGACUCUGUGGAGACAUGCCAUGCGAAGGUACAUAGGAAGCAAGCGCUGCGCACGGAGCUACUUAUGAGACAUUACGAACCUUCAGGGACUUCUAACCUUGACUGGGAAGCUUACUUGCAAGCCAGAGGAGAAAAAAGGAGACUAGCUACAAGGGAGAAGGUCGGUCAGACCUGCCAAGAGCAAUCUAUUGAGCCAGGCAAUCCAGGGCCAAGCUGCUGCUGGGUGCAGGGUCCACGUUGGUGCAACGAUGGGGAAGUGAUUGGGGCACUGGGGAGCCCCACCAGCCCGUUGUCCUCUUCCGGGCUGUUGCAACCCGACUGUGGGCCACCUCUAGUACUAGCUACUUACUGCUUAUUUUCCAAUUCGCAAUCUUCCAGAUUACUACUACUCCCAGCCCGGUAAAAAGGAGGAGGAUUGGGAUCCCUCCCGAAGCGGCUUCCUCCGAAGGUAGAAACGAUGUCUCGCUGGGCGAUCCUGCAACCUGCGAGAUGACCGAUUUGCGCAGGGGACGGGAGGCCGGUGUGGCGGAAUCGCCGGACUCGGUACCAGUACUUUUGGUGGUACUGACUGCCUGCUGUCUGUUCCGAUCUGCCUGGGCCAAGGAUACUGCGUUUGUUGAAGUGGUACUGUUUGAAUCAAGUUCCAAUGGGGAUUACACGACGUACACCACAGGGCUGCAGGGUCGAUUCUCCAGAGCUGGAGCAGUCAUCAGCGCCGAGGGGGAGAUUGUACAGAUGCAUCCACUGGGCUUGUGUAAUAACAAUGAUGAGGAAGACCUCCACGAGUAUGGAUGGGUAGGGGUUGUGAAACUUGAGCAGCCAGAACUGGAUCCCAAACCCUGCCUCACUGUGCUGGGCAAGGCAAAACGUGCCAUACAAAGAGGAGCAACAGCUGUCAUCUUCGAUGUGUCUGAAAACCCAGAUGCCAUUGAUCAGCUUGAUCAGGGAUCUGGCGAUCCUUUGAAGAGGCCUAUAGUUUAUGUAAAAGGUGCAGAUGCAGUGAAGUUGAUGAAUAUCGUCAACAAGCAGAAGGUGGCUAGAGCACGGAUCCAACAUCGUCCACCCCGACAGCCCACAGAGUACUUUGACAUGGGAAUCUUUCUGGCCUUCUUUGUCGUUGUGUCAUUGGUCUGUCUCGUUCUUCUCAUCAAGAUCAAAUUGAAACAGCGCCGGAGCCAGAACUCCAUGAACAGGAUGGCUGUCCAUGCCUUAGAAAAAAUGGAAACAAGAAAGUUCAAGUUAAAGAGCAAAGGUUCUCGAGAUGGUAGCUUUGUAGGAUCAGACACGCUUAGUAGCAGCUCCACUUCUGACUGUGCCAUUUGUCUUGAAAAAUACCUUGAUGGGGAGGAGCUUCGUGUUAUUCCAUGUGCUCAUCGAUUUCACAAGAAGUGUGUGGAUCCGUGGUUAUUACAGCAUCAUACCUGCCCUCAUUGUCGUCAUAAUAUUAUAGAACAGAAAAAGGGAACAUCUGGCCCCAUCUGUACAGACAAUGGCAACUUAACUCAAAAUCGGCAACAGAGGGUUGUGCUUCCUGUACAUUACCCAGGAAGAGUUCACAGGACAGGGCAAGUAAUUGCAUAUCCCACAAGGACCAGCAUGGAUGCCCAUGGCAACCCAAUAACAAUGCUCACAGGAGAACAGCAUGGGCCCCAGGAACUGUACCCAGCACAAUCCAGUACAUACACUGCAAGUUAUGCACCAGUACACAUAGAACAUACAUUGAAUAGCCACCACUGUAACUUGGAAUACAGACCAUAUCCCCAGAACAAUGCAUUCAGGAGACCCAGACUUAGUGGACACAACUUUGCACGUCCAUCUUGUUUCCCUCCAUGUGAAACAUUGUAUCAACAUUAUUACUUUCAGGGCCUUAGCUACCCACAGACUGAUAGCCAGCAAGGAAACAUUGCCCUUAAGAGCCCCUCUCGUGCCUUUCAGCCUGGAAGUAAAGUGCCGUUCCCGACCCUAAUGCACAUGACACCAGCAUCCCACCUGGACAGUGGCAGUACCUCAAGCUUCAGUUGUUACCAUGGCCAUCGCUCCCUCUGUAGUGGUUACUUGGCUGACUGUCCUGGCAGUGACAGCAGCAGUAGCUCUUCGGGCCAAUGCCAUGGCUCUUCUAGUGACUCCAUGUUGGACUGCACAGAAAUGAGUAACCAGGGAGUGUAUGGCAGCUGUUCUACCUUUCGCAGUUCCUUAAGCAGUGACUAUGAUCCUUACAUAUACCGGAGCAAGAGCCCAUGCAUUUCAGGGGAUGCUGGUGCAAGCUGGAGUGGUACAGUGCUCCAUGAGGACCCUCAGAUAGAUGAACUGUCUGUACAAAGUGUGGAAUGUCGGCCUAUGCAGCUUUCUUCCUCAGGGGACCAGCUGUCAAACUGUAGCAUUGAAGUGAACCACAGCAAUGGCUCAUUGCUAGAACACAGAGACAUGAAUGCCGCUACCUCAGACACAGGGCCAGAAUUCAUGUCAGAUGCUGGCAUGGAUGCUAGAAACUGGAAAGGAGUGGACCCAUUAGCCAUAGCCCUGCUGGAGCAGGCCUGCACAGGCUGUUUCCUACCUGCAGACUGUAAAGAGGCUGAAACUACUUCAAAAGUGGAUCACAAGGCUUUGUUUUUAAAUGUUUCAUGUUGUGGCACAUGUGGCAGAGGAGCUGAGAAAAGGACAGUUGGCCCAUCUGUGGCACAGAGCAUGUACAGUAUUAAUCAGGACCAUUUGUGUCUGGCAGAUCCUGUCAGAUAUGAAGGUUUGCCUUGCUGCUUCUAUGAGGAAACAAAAGUGCAGCGGGGCAGCAGCUGCUAUGCUGAUGACUAUGCAGUAAACGUGCAGUAUACCCUCACAGAUGACCCACUGAAGAGCUGUUAUCUUAGUGCUUGUAACUUGAGCCAGCGCAUCCCGAUCAUUCCUGAGGACAUGGGGUGUGAACUGACUCUUUCCAUGGAUUGUGAGGGGGCCCAGCUUUGUGGCCUGAGGGGAGGACCAGCCCAGACAGACAUGCAUCGAAAAUUAGAGGACAGGGUGAAGAAAUCCGAGGACGCAUGCAAACUCUGUCCCCAUCAGACCUUGUUUAACCAGCAAAACUAUCUACAGGAAGAGGAUGUGACAGCCCUGUUUCAGAGGAGCAACUCAGGAUACCAUGAAGCAACUGGAAGUAAUGUUGUAGGGUCUGAGCCUUUUAGCUCUCCUGAUCAGGAUACAGCACUGGGUCAGCAAAUGUGAUCACGCUGUAUGAAAUCAUAGCAGCUUCUUUAAAAACCAGCAGAGGCUCCGUACACAGAAGGAAUUUGCUGGUGCAGAGGACUUAAAAACUGACUAAACAGCACUAUUCUUUCUGUGCCCAAAUGUACCAUCGCACUCAAAAUCACCAGACCCCAUCUGAACUUCAGUAAUAGUCAUUAAAAGCUGUGUGAGAAGGAGGGUAGAACUGUGAAUGCUAGAGAUGCACAGAUUGGUAGCACACUGCCACACCACCAUUCAGGGUAAUCUGCCAGUGACAGUGGCUGUAUAAUGGCAGAAUUAUGUCAUAAAGAUAUUAAAUAUAGCUGACUGACAGUGAUAAGGAAACUACACAAUACACGCCUGGUGAAGGCAGAUUGGGAAAAGGGGCUUCUGUAUAUACCUGUGUUUAGGGAGCACUGGGCAGCCAAAAGGUACUAGAACCACAGUGAAUAAGUACAAGUAGUAAAGAAAUUGAGACUGCAUAGCCCUUGACAGUCUAAAGUUGUGGUUCAUGUAGUUCUAAAGGCAACUGUAAUGGCAUGUCAUGCCAUCAUGUGUACACUUCUGUACCAUGUGAAUGCUGCAGGGUCUUCUACUAACAUCAGUGGUAACUGUUUAGCAGCUGAUAACCAUAUGUUUAGGGAGUACUGGCAGCCAAAAGGUACUAGAACCACAGUGAAUAAGUACAAGUAGUAAAGAAAUUGAGACUGCAUAGCCCUUGACAGUCUAAAGUUGUGGUUCAUGUAGUUCUAAAGGCAACUGUAAUGGCAUGUCAUGCCAUCAUGUGUACACUUCUAACUGUACCAUGUGAAUGCUGCAUGGUCUUCUACUAACAUCAGUGGUAACUGCAGUUUUCAGUUUUAGCAGCUGAUAACCAUUAUCUACAUAGUAACUGUGUAGUAUGAAGAGAUUGCUUCACUGGUAGCAGCAUUUAGGUUAGGUAAAUGGCAGUUUUGCAGGAUAAAGUUACUUGGUACCUCUUUUUGCACCCAGUUUGCCCCACUAGUAAUUAGCUGUGGUAUGGGUCCGUAAUUAUGCAGAGAUUUAAUCCCUGCCCAUUUUUUUUGUUUAUUUUUUACUACUUCUUUGUUUUGUUUUGUUUUGUUUUUUAGCUUUCACAAACACACAAUAGUGGUAAUAUGGAGAAAAACCAAAAAAAGGCCUCCCUCUCUUGCUUCUUUUAUUUCCUGUUUGCUUGUUUAAGUGACAUCAUUUUCAUGCUAGGCUAUUCGUAAGGAAACUAAUCAGUUAUAGGAAAACACCUCUGGCUGCUUCCUGUCCUAUUCAGGUGUUUCGUAGCUGACGGGUAGUGAGAUGCCAGUUACAUGAGUUGCACAAGCAGAAUAUUGAGCACCGGUUGAAAGCUAUCCACCAUUAACUCUCUCAACCCAAAGUCUUCUUUUCUAUUCAGAUGCAUCAUUUUGAAAGCAAUGUCUACCUGUACAUUGGAAUGUCAUAUUGACAACAUUUUUUGUUUUACUUAAUGUUUAAUGUUUUAAAAGUAGUCAUUUAGACUUAAAUGCUGUGAAGUCACAGAAUUGCAUUCUGCCUGGUUCAGGGAGGGCAGACAUAUCAGAUGUUUAACUGAUACCUCUGUCCCACCCGUCAUUUUGAAACCUCAUACUUUCAUUAACACCUCCAUUGUUAACUCUUGUUUGUAUGUAUAUAUAUAUAUAUAUAUAUAUAUAUAUAUAUAUAU
This is a messenger RNA of Protopterus annectens (West African lungfish), 5181 nucleotides long. It is a transcript of the gene ZNRF3, whose product is annotated as zinc and ring finger 3. Gene Ontology annotation, biological process: Wnt receptor catabolic process; negative regulation of canonical Wnt signaling pathway; ubiquitin-dependent protein catabolic process. Gene Ontology annotation, molecular function: frizzled binding; ubiquitin protein ligase activity. Lineage: Eukaryota; Metazoa; Chordata; Ceratodontiformes; Protopteridae. The record is from RefSeq and is a predicted model, not a curated record. The coding region runs from base 759 to 3482 and encodes 907 amino acids. The transcript is spliced from 9 exons.